Molecule: messenger RNA, 1851 nt
Organism: Phyllopteryx taeniolatus (common seadragon)
Lineage: Eukaryota; Metazoa; Chordata; Actinopteri; Syngnathiformes; Syngnathidae
Gene: tulp3
Product: TUB like protein 3
Exons: 12
Coding region: 107-1570 (487 amino acids)
Biological process (GO): protein localization to cilium
Cellular component (GO): cilium
Source: RefSeq, a predicted model, not a curated record
CGCCAAUGAGGACGCCCCUUGCUGGCGCGUGCGGUUACUAGGGACGGAGUUGCUCCUGGGCGAAAAACGUCCGCACGAAGCUCUUCCCUAGCAACCACGGAUAAACAUGAGUUAUUACAGCAUCAGACCCUCAAGCGCCGCCAGCUUCGGGUCCAGUUCAACAACGACGACAAGCAGAUUUGACGAUCACCACAGCAUCAUGCAGCAGAAGCUGGAGAAACAGAGGUCCUUGCUGGAGCAGAAGCAGCGGCGGAAGCGCCAGGAACCCCUCAUGGUACAGCCCAACACGGAGGCCCGGCCCCGGUGGACCCGCACGCGGCGUGGCGAAGAGGAGGCGCCGCUGGUGGAUUCGCCUCUCGGCAAUGCCAACGACAUCAUUGUGGACGGUAUUAAUGGUCCAGCAGCCUUUCUGGGAUCCACAACUCCCAAAAAGGGAAUGAAAAUCCAGAUCCUUUCCACGAACCAGUCCCAGGGCCAAGUUAAGAAUCAGACCCCGCUCAAGCCCCAGCCUCCGCCGCCUCCCUCUCCAGCCGCGGCCGCUGGGGACACAGAGAAGGCCGGAGAUACAGAGACGUCGCACAAAACCAAGACGGACAUCCACGAACUACUGCGGAAACAAGGUCUGUCUGGCAGCAUGAACUUUGAUGAAUCCAGUGAGGACAAUGAGGAAGAGCGGCCGCGAUCCCCGACGCCCGGCGAGGAGACCACGAGGCCCGCCUCGGCCACCAGCUCCAAGGAGCCGGAGGCAGUCGCUGGCGGCUCGCCUUCCUCCAGGAGCUCGUCUCUUCUGGAGGUGUCCAAUUUAGAGGAGUUUGUGUUGCUUCCUGCGCCACGUGGCGCCACAGUCAAAUGCCGGAUCACCCGCGACAAGAAGGGCAUGGAUCGCGGUCUCUACCCCACAUACUACAUGCACAUGGAGAAGGAGGACGGCAAGAAGAUUUUCUUGUUGGCAGGUAGGAAGAGGAAGAAGAGCAAGACGUCCAACUACCUCAUUUCAGUAGACCCCACCGAUCUCUCACGAGAAGGAGAGAGCUUCAUCGGCAAGCUGAGGUCCAACCUUAUGGGCACCAAAUUCACUGUGUACAACAACGGCGCCAACCCCUGUAAGAAACUCGCUGCCAUGGAUGACAGCAACACUCGGCAGGAGCUGGCCGCUGUCUGCUACGAAACCAACGUGCUGGGAUUCAAGGGCCCGCGAAAGAUGACUGUCAUCAUCCCGGGGAUGAAUGGCAACUUUGAGCGAGUGCCCGUGAGGCCCCAGAACGAGCAGGAGAGCCUGCUCAGCCGCUGGCAAAGUCACUCCUUGGACAACCUGAUCGAGCUUCACAACAAGGCGCCCGUGUGGAACGAUGACACGCAGUCCUACGUGCUCAACUUCCACGGGCGCGUUACUCAGGCCUCCAUCAAGAACUUCCAGAUAGUCCACGACAAUGAACCUGACUACAUCGUUAUGCAGUUUGGCCGAGUGGCUGAGGACAUCUUCACACUGGAUUACAACUACCCCAUGUGCGCCUUGCAGGCCUUCGCCAUCGGCCUGUCCAGUUUCGACAGCAAGCUGGCGUGCGAGUGAAUUUGGCAAAUGAGGUUAACGUUUUUCAAUGAAUGAGGACUCCGCUUGCCCGCCGUCGGAAUCAAACUGGGCUUUCCUGCAGCGCUACCCUCAGGACAAAGCGCCUAACCAGACAUGCUCAACCAUUAUAACUCAUAUUUUAUUAUCCUUUUGUCUUGUAUGGCAAGUGCAUUAUUCUUACCUUCAGUUUUUGUGAAUAGCUUUUGCUUUGUGACUUGUUGACAUGCAUGCAAAAUUGCACAGAUUAUAAAUAAGUACUGUAAAUAAAAACAAAAAAAAGU